Molecule: messenger RNA, 366 nt
Organism: Prunus armeniaca (apricot)
Lineage: Eukaryota; Viridiplantae; Streptophyta; Magnoliopsida; Rosales; Rosaceae
Source: the annotation of a GenBank genome assembly
AUGCACCAUCGACUCCUUCUCUCAUUCUCAACCAAUCAUAGUUGGGUUGAGUGUCCAGGUGGCUCAGCUCCUAUAGAUGCAGACUUUGACCCCGAAUCUGAUCCUGAAUCAGGAUCCUAUUUUGAUGACCCUAAACCUGAUCCUGAAUCAAGAUCCUAUUUUAACGACCUCGACCUUGACUAUGACGACGAUGACCCCGACAUCGACUCAGAUGAUGACCCUGACCCUGACUCCGAUGAUGACCUCGACCCCGACUUCGAUGAUGACCCAAACCCCGAAUUUGUCUCUAAUUUAGACCCAGAUUCCUACUUCGACUUAGACUCCGGCCUAGACUCAGGCUCAGCUCCCGAUCCAAAUUCCUACUAA